Molecule: messenger RNA, 1347 nt
Organism: Leptopilina heterotoma
Lineage: Eukaryota; Metazoa; Arthropoda; Insecta; Hymenoptera; Figitidae
Gene: MRG15
Product: mortality factor 4-like protein 1
Exons: 6
Coding region: 103-1146 (347 amino acids)
Biological process (GO): regulation of DNA-templated transcription; chromatin organization
Cellular component (GO): NuA4 histone acetyltransferase complex; nucleus
Source: RefSeq, a predicted model, not a curated record
GCUUCUCCGGUAACUUAACCUCAAAAUUAAGGCUUCUUGCAGCUGUCAAAUAAUGUUUUAUUAUUCAGAGUCUUAAUUAAAACUGCAUUUUAAGAAUAAAAAAUGCCACCGAAACACAAAUUUCAAGAAGGUACAAGUCGACGAUUGUUUAAUACAGGAGAAAAAGUAUUGUGUUUUCACGGCCCAUUGAUUUACGAAGCCAAAUGUUUGAAAUCUCAAGUCGCAAAAGAAAAACAAGUCAAGUAUUUAAUUCACUACGCUGGUUGGAACAAAAAUUGGGACGAAUGGGUACCGGAAAGCAGAGUAUUGAAAUACAAUGAAGCAAACUGUCAAAAGCAAAGGGAAGUACAGCGUGCACAUUCGAAUCAGCAAUCUUCGCAAAAAAGUAGAAAGAGUGCGACCGGUACGAAAACACAAGGGCGACGAAGUGAAGGAGGUCGGGAAAAGGACAGUGACAGUAGAGCGAGUACACCGGUUGCAAAUGUGGAAAAAGCAACUAGUCGCUCUGGAAAAUAUAGCACAGGAUCACUGUCAAUCACAUCUCACGAUUCAAUAUCAGAAGCACCUAGAAAGCGAAGGGGCCGAUUGGAAACUUCCGGUGAAUCCGAGGAAUUCUUCACUAAAGUUGAAUUAAAAAUUCUAAUACCUCAUGAUUUGAAAGUUUUACUUGUGGAAGAAAGUGAAACUUUGUCUAAGGGGAAAAAGUUACCGAUUCUUCCAAUGCGAAUAACGGUUGAAAAAAUUUUAAACGAUUAUGUCGCAUAUCAGGAAAAAGAUAAUGUUAACGAUUCUUGCAGAGAAAGUGCGUUGGAAGUAACGAAAGGAAUCCGAGAAUACUUCAAUAUUUCCCUCGGUCAACAGUUGCUUUACAAAUGGGAAAAGUUACAAUUUGAAGACAUAACAAGAGAAAAUCCUGACGCUUUGCCCAGUCAGUUGUAUGGAGCCUUCCAUUUGUUACGUCUCUUUGUGAAGCUUGGCAGUAUGCUUUCGUAUAUCGAAAUGGACGAGAGGAGUGUUCAAUUUUUAACACUCAGAUUUCACGAUUUUCUUCAAUUUAUGCAAAAGAACAAAGACAGCCUUUUUAACCUCCAACAAGACUAUCGAGAUUCCACAUUGGAAUAUCAACGAAAGAAUUCUCAGUCUUAAAUUAUUGUAUAUAUACAUAUCUUUUUUUUUUUGAAAAACUUUACUGAACGAAUUUUGAUAUAUUCUGAUCGCGACAAACUGUACAUAUAUUUCAUAUAUUAUUUUGACAUCAUGUGAUUGGUAUUUAAAUCAAUGGAAUCUACAUUUGCAAUGAACAUACAUUGCACGAUUAUCAUGUUUAAUAAAAAUAAUUAUUGUCAA